CAGCUGAGAGCCAUGGCUGACGUGGAUAACACUAAGCUGGAGAUACCAGAUUUUGUCGACCCUGGUGGAUAUGGAGAUGUGUCGGGGGAGAUGGCUGUUCCUGGCACUGUGGGGAAGACUCAGGCCAAGGAAUACAACACACUUGAUGAACCUGUUAGAGAAACUAUUAUGCGAGACUUGAGAGCUGUAGGCACAAAAUUCUACCAUGUUUUGUAUCCCAGGGAGAAAAAGGCUCUCCUAAAGGAUUGGGACUUGUGGGGACCACUUAUCUUGUGUACAUUCAUUGCUAUGAUGGUCCAAGGAUCUGAAGGUGCAAAUGAACCUGAUGGUGGACCAGAGUUUGCCCAAGUAUUUGUUAUUGUUUGGGUGGGUGCUGCAAUUGUCACCAUGAAUACCAAAUUACUUGGUGGAACCAUAUCAUUUUUCCAAUCAGUGUGUGUGUUGGGGUAUUGCUUGAUGCCGUCUUGCCUCUCGCUCAUCCUGUGCCGUCUCAUACUCUUCGCCCCAAACAACAAUAUCCUCUUUGCUCUCAGGUUUAUUGUUACUUGCAUUGGAUUUAUGUGGGCCACUUUUGCUGCCAUGAUAUUCCUUGGAGAUAGUCAGCCAAGCACAAGAAAAGCCUUAGCAGUCUACCCAAUAUUCCUCUUCUACUUUGUUAUAGCCUGGCUUAUCAUCUCACAUUCCAAUGCAUGAUGAUAUUCCACCAACACACAUUGGAGUUACAUUAGGGUUUAGUGACAGUUAUAAGGGGAGAGCUAUAUUUUCUCUCUUUGGGAAUGUAGGUACAUAUACAAUGAACAGCCUUGAGUACUAUCAUGUGUAAAGCAUGAGGCCAAUAACUUGUAAGUAUGACUCUUCUAACUAUACAUUUUAAGACAGCCUCAUAUUUUUAUUCUUUAAUUAUGCUGAUUGUUGACAGUGUCUCUAGUGUUGUUAUUUAUAAUGUAGUUUUGUGUCCAGAGUUAAAAGCUUACAUACUUUAUGCACUGUGUGCAUUUGGCUGCACAAAGGUCAUUUGAAUAAAUAAGUUGAGGUGAUCUUUAAGUUUGUCUUCAUAUCACAUGGUUUCCAACUCUUAAUGUUUACCAGUAAGUAAAAUUUUGCUUAUACAGUAUUUUCUCGAUUUCACGAACUAAUUCAAGCCACCCCUUUCCGUUGAAUCAAAAUUUCCACUAAAUCGAAUUUUAGUUAUUUUCGCUCGAUUUAGCGAACUAGUUCGCUAAAUCGAGAGUGAUUCCGUGCCAAAUGCACCGUUUGGCGCAUGGGAUUUGUUUACAUCCACUCAGUCUGUGUCCUGCUGCCACCACAUGUAUUGUUCACUGCUACCUCUCGGUCUACAUCUCGGUCAACUAACUACUGUACUUAGACAUCAUGCUGAAAGACUCUCAGAAGUCUCAGAAAAAAGUUGUGUGGGGGAGAAAGUCAAGAGUGCACCCAUCAAUUGGAAAAAAGUGUGAGCGUAUUAACGUAAUUAAUGUCGAUUUAGCGAAUUAGUUCACUAAAUCGAGUGAAAUAUGUGUAAAAAAUUCCUUCCGCUAAAUUGAGUUUGUUAUAUCGGAUUCCGUUAAAUCGAGAGUAUACUGUACAGUAUAAUAUCCAAUGGUUUCAGUGUUCAGCAUUGUUUAGUGUGUACUUGAUAGUAUUACAUUUAUAAUUCAUGCAAAAAAAAUCCAAUUUCAUUCUUUAGUACAUACUGUGUAUGAUAUUACCCUAACAGUCCACGCGAGAAAAAUCUGUGUUCAUAUAGGUAACUAAAUCCAGUUGUGACUGUCAAUGUGGGACUAUCCAUACUCAUCUUUGUGAUAUUGUAAAAUGAUUUCCUUCAUCUCAGCAGUGAGAAUAGUAAAGAAAACCAGAUACAGUAAGAAUAUGGCCAACAUUACAUUUCUGCAGUGGCCAUUAAAAUUAGGCAAUUCAAAGUAUUAAUGCAACAAUGAAUGUAAUGUUUCAAAAUACGCUUGGUGUUUAUACUGUGCUAAUGAAAUUAAAUGCGUUAACCCAUGCUUUGAAUUGAACAGGUUCCCAUAUUUUUGCAUAGAUACACCUGUGUCAAAGUUUCAGACUGACUCAAAUCUUGCCUAAGUGACUGUCAUCCCAUUUUGAGAGAAGCAAUAAUAUUUGUGUACAUUAGCUAAGAAAACAAUGCCUCAGUGAGAUGGGAACAUGUUUAGUAUCCUGUUUUUUCUUCUUAAUCUUGUAAAUGUCUUAUAUUUAUAUUCCCAGCAGGAUAGUACUGUACAGUAUAUGGAAAACUCCCUCUGAAAAAGAAAAGAUGAAGGAUGACCAUCAACAUGUUCAGAAGUAUCAAAGAGUGAACAAUAUUUCUUGAAACUUGAUAAAAAAUGGUGCUUAUAUGAUUCAUGUAAGUUUAGAAGUUGCCAAAUGUGGACCAAAAAAAAUUAUCAUUGAAAAAUCAGCAAGUUGCUCUCAUAAUUGUGCUUGUGUACUUAAGGGAGAUAGUAUUUAGAAAUAAGACUAAGAUAGAACAUCCAUCAUGAAGGAAUGUCUGUCUUUAGAAUCAAUAGCAAUAUCACAAAGUAUUACCGUGAAAAGUCAAAAGGAAAUGCUAAGAGAAAGGACAAUAUUGCCCAUAAGAUUAUUACCACUGUUUUCCUGCAUGCACUAUCAAAUGUUUUAUAUAGGUUGAAGAAAGAUUAAAGACUGAAACUUUUGAUGUUUUCAGGAUUUAAUUUUUGGGGUUCAUGAAUUAACCUGAUUGUAGCUAUAGAUAUUGUACUAUAUUACUUUUAAAGUGAAUUGCGGUGAUUUGCUACUUGUAUCGCAUUCUGACCAUACACUUACAUACAGUACAGUAUAUACAGGUAUAUAUAUUUUAUAUGAAAGAGAAAUAAGUGUGAUUAUUAAUGAUUGCCACUUUACUUGUCAUUGAACAUGAAUAGUUUAAAAACCACUGUGUGUGUUUAAUACCUGCUUUUUAUUAUUCAUGUGCUCGGUUGUUUCCUAGAUAUCAUUUCCCCUCCAUUUCUAGUCUUCCUUCACCUCAUCCUUCCAUCUCCUUGGUUAUUCUCUGCCUCUUCCUCUUUUUAUCAGUCUUUUAUUUCUCUUCUUGCAAUAUAUCCAAACCACCUGGGUCAAUUUUAUCCAAUGUUUCUUUCAUUUCCUGCACUCUAUUCACCACAUAUAUUACUCUCAAGCACACCAUUUCUGCUGCUUUUGACUUGCUUCCAACUAAUUUGUGAAUUAAGCAUACCAUCCUGUUUUAUGUAAUUAGACACUUGAAAUAGCUUUUGAAUAAUUUAUCAGAAACAUACCAACUUCUCAGAGCCUGGAAAAUGUAGUACCUGCUUCCCCCUCUUAACACAAGGAAAACUAAAUAUCAACUACAAAAGUGGAGGAUGUGUAAAUAUAUUAGGUAAAAAAAAAUUAAGUCCUAAAGUGAUAAUAAAUUAAUAUACGAGGUCUGUCCGGAAAGUUUCCAGCCAUUUACUAUUAAAAAAAAUAUUGCUUACCUAGGACAAUGGCGCCUUAGUCCCCUUCAAAGUACUCCCCUUGGGACCUCACACACUUCUCCCAGUGUCCCUUCCACUUUUCAAAACAGUCUGCAAAGUCCUCUUUUGGGAUCUUCAUCAGCUGCCUCGUCUCAUUCUCCUUAAUCUCGUCCACGGUCUGAAAUCUCCCUUUCAACGGCGAUUUUAGCUUUUGAGAAAAGCCAGAAGUCGCAGGGAGCCAAAUCUGGGCUAUAGGGGGGCUGAGAGACCUGGGUGAUGCGAUGUUUUGCCAAAAAACCCUGCACGAGACGUGAAGAAUGGGCAGGCGUGUUGUCAUGAUGAAGCUGCCAGACACCACUUGCCCACAGCUGCGGUCGUUUUCUUCUUACCUCAUCCCUCAGCCGGCGAAGAACUUCGAUGUAGUACUCCUUCGUUAUUGUAAAUGCGACUGUCACACAGUACCCACGCUCACUCAACGGCGUCUGCCGGUCAACUGAGUUGUCCCUCAGAAGUGUGGCUGUUCAUGCAUGCACAGUACGGUCCUCUCUGAGUGGCUGCUAAGUUACAUCAGGCCGUGUGACCAGUUCUCACAAUAUUCACAAUGGCUGGAUACUUUCCGGACAGACCUCGUACUGUAAAACUUAAAAAGAUAAUAUCAGUCUUUGAAUUUAUUCAGUUUGAUCUUUUUCAGAUACAAUGAGUCUUCUUUGCACUGUCUUUUUUAUGUAGUUACCCACGUAACAGUUUCACUAGUGAGAACCAUGAUAUACAGUACAGGCAUCCCUGAUUUACAAUAUUCCACUUUAACGAUGGUGAUGUAUUAAGACCAUCCCCCUGUUUACAAUAUAAACAUGAUCCGCACGCCGCCAGGUGGCCACUCAUUGCGCUACAGUACCAAACUAUGUUCUAUGGUGGUCGCACAUGUAACUCAACAAUUAUUGGUCAAUAUCAAUGUUGUUACUUUUACCAUACAGUGGGAGGACAUCACUAAUGUUCGCAUCUUACUGUUUUGGUGAUUGUGAAAUUAUUUUUGCUAUGUUUUUUGUGACUGUAAAGUGCUUUGUCUCUGUUGUGAAGUGGCAUUAAGGCGCCCCAGAGACUGUGUGGGAGUCGGAGUGACCUUCACAUGUUAUGACAACCAGGCUUGUUCGUAAUGAUGUAGCGAGUGUUGUUUAAUUGUUUUAUGCAUAUUAGUAUAGGAAUUUUUUUCAGUGAUAUAUGUGGGUGUUGGACUGACUGGGAACGUAUCCCAUUGAAGCCCACGUUAUAUUGAUCCUGAUUUACGAUAUUUUGACUUGCAAUGGGCUUUUUCGGAACCCAACUCCACCAUAAAUUGGGGAUACCUGUAAUCAACUUAAUCCAUAGAAUUCUCCAAUAGCCAGAAUUGAAAUUGGCCCAGAAUUUUCCAGAAAAAUAUCCUCAAAUCUGGGUCUGCGAACGAGUUUCCAAGGUUGAAAAUCAGCCACAUUUGAUGAGAAAAGUCCGGAAAAUUACUACCUACAAUUUAAUUUUUUUUUCAGGGUCUGGAAACAAAUUCUGAUGGAUGAAAUAAUGUGCAAUUUCUGGAAAAAUUCUUAGAAAAUGUCUCCAAACUUUUCUGCUCCGGUCCUGGGGACAAUGAUUGUUUCAUGCUCUGCCACGUCCUCACGUGCUUGGUGGGAAGACUGCUUGGGUAACUUGGCCCGUAGGCUUGAGUGCUGCGAUUGGUUAAUGAUUUCAUGUGACCGCAUAGGAUGCCUGUGAUAGUGAUGCAUCUCCUAGGAAGUGUGAAAGUACCAUAUGUACAGGCUUUUCUCUUUAUUCACCAUUCUUCAGGUCAUGAGAGCCACUAAUCCCCCUCCCCGGCAAUGGGUAACCUGACAAAGCACGGAGUUGACUUGAGGGUAGACUCACAUAUUUGUCUAAAUUUUGUCUUGUUUCUGAUUAUUUGUGAGAGAAUUUUCCCAUUAUUAUUUAUUUGAAAGUGUUUUGUGUGUAUCUACACACACACACACAUAUACAUUCCACAGGUAAAAGAAAUUACUGUCUCCAGAAGAAUGGCUCCCUGCCCUGGCUGUGAAAAUGCCACCAACUUUAAAACUACCCUUAGACAUUCUUGGAUACAUCCAGGGUGUCAUCCGCGAAUAAUCAAGGUCCGCGAAUUGUCAGGGCAUGCUGUAUUGUACUUGUACAGUGGUAUUUCUAUAAAUGAAUACAGCUGUGUCUGUCCGUGCAAGAUACGUAAUUUACACUCGGAAAACCUUCCUCGGUGCAGGGUGGAACAUUCCACUGUCUUGGAUGUGACACACAACUCCAUUAAUGCAUCACAUGCCUUUAUUAUAUAGAUUUUUUUACUUAUAUUUUAAACAACGGACAAGAAAUGGUGUUUCUAACUUAAUUAGAACUGAUUUUAUUAACUUCGGUACAGUAUCAACAUUUCUUACAUUUUUUCAUAAAAGAAUGGAUUCCCAUCACUAUAUUGUGUCAAAAUAUUUUGCUGAAACAUUCUUGUAGAGAAUUUAUUCAGAAUCAUUAUGGCACCAAAUUCAUCUCUAACACUAGAACAGACGUGAAAAAAAUAAUUGGGCUUUCACUAGUCAUAAAUAUUUUUGCUCGUGCCCUCAGUCCAAAUGUAAUGGGAGAGUGUUUGCCCAUGCAAGAUGAGAUGUGCAGCUUGGGCUCGGAAAGUUUCCCAGAAACCUUCCGGGAUGUGCGGGUAGUAUCCAUCCCUGUGAGAAGUAGUUUAGACUCUCAAAAAAAUUUUCCAUUACCGGUACUCUGAAAAUUUCUGGGGAUGUGGGAUUUUUUCAGGUUUUAGAGUUGUCUCGCUACCUGGAAAUUUCCCAUCCCCAGAAGCGCUCUGCGUUAAUUAUUCCAGCUAAUGGAGUUUACUGUUCACUAUUUAAAAUGAAAUGCUUGUAUCAGUGAAAAUCUUGCCCUGACAUACCCAUUUAGUAUCAUUUCCUCAGUACCUAUACAUAGAAAUAUGUGUGUGUGUGAAGAAUAUAUUGAACACAUUAUUUUGGUAACAAUUAUAACUAGUAAUAUAAACCAAAACAUUUCAUUUGUAUAUUUAUGUUAUUAAAUAUAUAUGUACAUGUUUGUUUCCAAUAAAAGUUUAAAUCUA
Molecule: messenger RNA, 6555 nt
Organism: Homarus americanus (American lobster)
Lineage: Eukaryota; Metazoa; Arthropoda; Malacostraca; Decapoda; Nephropidae
Product: protein YIPF6-like
Exons: 7
Coding region: 13-693 (226 amino acids)
Biological process (GO): endoplasmic reticulum to Golgi vesicle-mediated transport
Cellular component (GO): membrane; trans-Golgi network
Source: RefSeq, a predicted model, not a curated record